AUGACAAUAAAUUAUUCAUCUAGUAUUACAGAAACAUCUGUAAAAUGUUUUUUGAAAACACUUUUUUAUUGGAAAGGUAGUUUGUGGAAGUCAAUUUACAAGGAAUUAAUUACUUGGUGUUUAAUUUAUGGUAUAAUAAGUAUAGUUUCAAGACAUGCUCUUAACAAGGAACAAUUACUAAUUUUUGAUAGAAUUUGUUAUCUUUGUUAUAAUUUUAAUUCAUUUAUACCAUUGUCAUUUAUGUUAGGUUUUUAUGUAACAUUAACAUUAUCUAGAUGGGAUACAGUUACAAAUAAUCUUGCUUUUCCAGAUACAUCAUGUAUUUAUUUAGCUGAAUAUGUUAGUGGAUUAGAUGAAAGAUCAAAAUUUAUAAGAAGAUCAAUUGUAAGAUAUAUGUCUACAUCUCAAGUUCUUGUAUAUAGAGAUAUUUCAACAAAAGCAAGAAAAAUGUUUCCUACAAUUGAUUCAAUGGUAAAAAAAGGAUAUCUUACAGAAGAGGAAUAUCAAAAAUUAAUGAUUGCAUCAGAAAAUACAAUAGCUCCAUGGUGGAUAACAAUGCAAUGGGCAAUUGAUUUAAUUAUCAAUGCUGAAAAAGAAAAUAAAUUAGCAAAUGGGUAUUUUGGUGUACAAGAUUGUUUAAAGGUAUUAAUUGCAUACAGGAAUAUGCUUCAUAAUUUACUUCUUCUUGAUUGGUUUCCAAUUCCAUUAGCAUAUACACAAAUAGUUUCAUUAACAGUAAGAACAUAUUUUGCAAUAGCAAUUCUUGGAAGACAAUAUUUACACUCAGAACCAUAUCAAAAUACAGCUUCAAAAACAAUAGAUUUAUAUUUUCCUAUAUUUUCAGUAAUUCAAUUUAUGUUUUUUGUUGGAUGGCUCAAAGUUGGAGAAGCUCUUGUUAAUCCAUUUGGAACAGAUGACGAUGAUAGUCCAGUUGACUUUGUUUUAGGAAGAAAUUUAAACGCUGGUUUAAAUAUAAUUGAUGAAGGUAUUGACUAUAGAGUUAAAAUUAUUGGUGAUUGUUUUUAUAAAAAACCUAAUUUUGUUGGCAAUGAAAAUAAAAUUAAAAAACAAAAAACUUCUUUUUUAAUUCAAUAA
This is a messenger RNA of Strongyloides ratti, 1095 nucleotides long. Its product is annotated as Bestrophin/UPF0187 family-containing protein. The transcript is spliced from 2 exons. NCBI's taxonomy places the organism in Eukaryota, Metazoa, Nematoda, Chromadorea, Rhabditida, Strongyloididae. Gene Ontology annotation, molecular function: chloride channel activity. The record is from RefSeq and is a predicted model, not a curated record. The coding region runs from base 1 to 1095 and encodes 364 amino acids.